CCCCCACGCCGCUCGCAGCCCCAUGCUCACUGGGGCCCCGGGGACAGCACCACCGGGAGGCCGAGCUGGCCCUGGGAUCCCAUGGACGGAGCAGGAGGCGAGAGGCAGCUCUGGCACAGGGACGGGGACCCAGGCACCCACCCGGCUCCAGCAAGGACCUGUGCCCAGGCGGAGCCCCUUUCCCCACGUGGCCUCCAGCUCCCUGCCCUGCGCCCCGGCUGCCCCAGCGAGGUGUGGGGCUGGUGGCCACCAUCCCUCCUGGGCCAGGCUCGGUCCCCAGACACAGACGCAGGCUGCUGGCAGCACGGGGCUGUGGACCAUGUCCGGUCACAGGACGUCCCUCGGGAGCCAGCGAUUGUUCCCGGUGGCAGAACAAUGCCCAGAGAGCUGCCAGGGCAUCACGGGCCGCUCCACACCGCCCGGCCCAGGAGCCACCUCCAGCUGCCUCCCAGAGCCCAGCUCCACGCUGGGGUCCCCCCGGCCCCCGCUGCCCGCCCGGCCCUGUCCUGCCCCCCAGCCGCCCUCACGGCUGUGCCGGUGCCCGUGGGUGCGCUGGGUGCUGCAGCACGGCACAGCUCAGCCCUUGGGGCCGCUCAGAGCCCAGGACCAAGCACCAGGGGCACGCAGCCGCGCCGUGGUCCCACCUCUGAGCCUCCCUGUGAGCCUCGUCCAGCAGCACCGGCACACAAGAGGGAGGGACGGGGGGUCACGCUCAGAUGGAGCUGGGACGGGGUCACGGGGACCAGCCCCCGUCCCAGGGAGGAUUUAAAGCCCUGCCUGCACCUCGCAGCAGCCUGGCGCUGCCAGCCCCGUGCACCAUGCGGGUGCUGUCGCUGCUCCUGCUCCUGGGGCUCUGCUGCCUCUGGGCCCGGCUGGUGGCUUCAGGUUUCACCUAGCUCCCGCCUGGAUUCCCCCGAGGACCCCGCUUGCGCAGCCGCCUGGCACUGGACAGCCGGACACGGAGACAUCCUUCGGCUGCAGGACGAGCACCCAUCGCCCUCCAUCCCCUCCCGCUGCGCUCAGCUCAGCGCCAGGCACAGCGCUCUCUUUGCCUCUUCCUUGCCAGUAAACCCAGCCUGCAAUCAGCACUGGUGGCUCCUGCGGUGUCAGUCCCCUGGGAAGCUCUGCUGGUCCCAGACGUGA
This is a messenger RNA of Oxyura jamaicensis (ruddy duck), 1143 nucleotides long. RefSeq lists its product as uncharacterized. Lineage: Eukaryota; Metazoa; Chordata; Aves; Anseriformes; Anatidae. The transcript has 3 exons. Bases 82 to 1143 code for a protein of 353 amino acids. The record is from RefSeq and is a predicted model, not a curated record.